AUGCGGCGUCAGCUAACUGUCCGGCGAGAACAGCCGCCAUCAGACGACUUACCCGUCAAACAGAUUUUGGGACGACUGACCGUACACCAAAUGACAGCUGAGAUUAGAAUAAUCCAGCACAAUCUCAACAGGGACCGCACGGCCAGCCACCAGCUACAUGAGCUGUGUGUCGAACAGAAGAUUGACUUUGUACUUGUUCAAGAACCGCUCAUAAUGAACAACAACUCGAUAUAUGCGUUUGAAACCUGUAGGCGGGCGCAUAUCAGUCGUGACGCCGGUGCGGCCGUAAUAGUCCUGACCAACCGUUAUCAGAGUAUCCUCUUGGGGGCUUACUCGUCAAGCCACACUGUAGCGAUCAGAGUCAGGUUUGGUCCUAGACAGUUGGACGAUGUUAUACUGGUAUCGUCCUACUUUAAGUACAACACCCCUACCAUUCUCCACAUAGAGCGUUUAAGCCAGAUCAUGGAAAAAGAGAAACGUAUCCUCAUCGGGGUGGACACGAACGGUCACUCGAAACUCUGGUUUUCGGAAACCCGGAACCGCCGCGGUAGAACCGUUGAUGAGUUCAUACAUAAAUAUGGUCUUAGGGUUCAUAACAUAGCGGGGCAAAUGAACACCUUUCGCCGCCGUGAUAACAGGACGUCCAACAUAGACGUUACGCUUACGACGGCUGACAUCGGACAUAAAGUCAGGAAUUGGCUGGUCAGUGAUGAAACUGACAGUGAUCAUAGGGUUAUCAGUUAUAACCUACUCGUCCGUAAACCGCCCCCGAGAAUCCCGGGGCCAGUGCGGUACAACGCUAAGACAGCGGAUUGGGAUCUAUUCAACACUACCCUCCUUGGCGAGGUAGGCCGCAUCCCUUGUAACUGCAUUAACGCUAUGGCUGCGGGCAUAACCCUUGCUCUGACUACAGCUGCGGAUAAAGCCAUGAUGAAAAAGAGACUGUCUGGUGGCCUGGGCAAGAACCCAUGGUGGUCCCCAGAGUUGGCAUCACUAAGAAAAGAUCUGGUCCGAAAGAGACGCCAAGGUCUUAACAGACCGGAGUACAACACACUUAGAAACAGUUUCCUGACGGCAAUCAGAAAGCACAAAGCCGACACGUGGAAAAACUAUGCUAAUGAAUUGAACACUAACCCUUGGUCCAGAGCCUUCAGCUGGGCCAAGAAAGGCAGUCGACCAAGAUCGAUCCCGAGCACGCUCACGAAAGAAGACGGCUCUCAAACUGUUGACUGUCUGGACACAGUCGAAUUGAUUUUGGACAAGUUUGUGCCGAGAGACCCGCAACAAGGCGAACUGGUCUACCAGGGCCCUCUGGAAUACACGGAGUCCCUUGAUCCGGAGUCUAUAAAAGUGGCCAUAUGGCGAAUCAAACCUUCGGGCGCUCCUGGAAUGGACGGAAUUUCGGCCCGGAUGCUCAGGAAGGCUUGGCCCGCGCUCAGAGAACCGAUAACGCAUCUCUUCGGCCAGUGCGUCAAAGCUGGUCAAUUCCCUGAUUGUUGGAAAACGGCGGAGCUGGUACUGGUGCCGAAACCUGGCGCAACUGACGCAUCUCUGGUCAAGUCGUUCAGACCAAUCAGCCUGCUUCCUGUCCUUGGGAAAACACUUGAGACUAUAAUAAUAGGUAAAAUUAUAAACGAGACCACCUUGGACUCGCACGUAGAACAGCACGGCUUUACAACGGGUAAAUCCACCUCCGGUGCUCUGGAAGCAGUCUAUGACUGGGUCGACGCGUCCAGUUCGCGGCAUAUCUUUGGUACCUUCCUAGAUAUCACGGGCGCGUUUGACAAUGUGAAAUGGUCUCCUCUCCUAUCUCAGCUCAUUCACCUAGGGGCCUCACUUGGGACAGUCAGAAUUGUACAGUCAUACUUGACGAACAGAUGGGCCAACUUCCACAUGGAAGGGGUGUGGUACAGGCGCAUGCUGGAACGAGGAUGCCCUCAAGGGUCCCAGCUUGGACCAACACUCUGGAAGGUCGCAAUCACACCAAUAUAUGGCUCAGUUAUAAGCCCUGACAGUACGAAGAUACUAACGUAUGCUGACGACAUACUGCUCAUGGUAGGGGCGGCCAGACCUAAGACAGCCUUUAACCGAAUAGAAAAACAAUUGGACAAGUUUACUACAUGGGCAACAGAAUUCGCUCUUGAGUUCUCCGCGGGGAAAACUCAGCUCCUCUCCCUUAAAGGCGGACUGAAGCCUGGAUACAGUAUUGCGUUUGGUACCGCAGCCGACGCGCCUAGGAUCGAGUCUUCUCCUACGGCCAAAUACCUCGGGGUCGUCCUUGACCCAAGACGAAGUUAUUGGGACCACGUCUUGUCGGUAUGCAAGAAAUCGGAUGACAUGUACAGCCGACUUAGAGCCUUGUAUUCGGCAAAUUGGGGCAUGGGCCAAUCUGCCGCCAACACCAUAUAUAAGGGCGUGUUCCUGCCCAGAAUUGCGUACGCUGCGGAGAUAUGGGCAGAGGGAUCGAAAUUACGCAAAAGCCGGGCGAAACUCCUUAGCGCUCAAAGGAAACCAUUGUUGGCGAUAACCGGUGCGUACAGAACUGCCUCGACGAAUUGCCUGUCAGCAGUUGCAGGAACACUCCCGCUUGACCUGGAGAUUAGGCACCAAGCGGCAUUGAGAAACCGGGCCCGAGAAAGAAUAUCGGCCGACGAAAUGGAAACGAUAACAUUCGAGCUGUUAAAUGAGUGGCAGGACAGAUACACGAGCACAAACAAAGGUAGUUGGACCCAGAAAAUGAUACCGUCCGUGAGACAGCGGUACCAUCUACCUCUGGACCUUGACCACUACACCACUCAGUUCCUCACCGGUCAUGGGGACUUUAAAGCCAAACUCUAUGGUUUCAAACUGGUAAAUGAUCCGAUCUGUGAAUGUGACCGCAAACCGGAGACGGUGAACCACGUCCUCAGGUUUUGCUCUAGAACAGUAUCAGCGAGACGCAAAUUAAAAACAACUAUGAGAGAAGAAGGAGAAGCGUGGCCUCCAGAAAACGGAGCCUUCCUCAAGUCUCGCAGAACAUUCCAAGCCCUUAAGUCCUUCGCGAGAGAAGCACUCACGAACAGGAUCGACAGAUAA
Molecule: messenger RNA, 3075 nt
Organism: Macrosiphum euphorbiae (potato aphid)
Lineage: Eukaryota; Metazoa; Arthropoda; Insecta; Hemiptera; Aphididae
Source: the annotation of a GenBank genome assembly